UUUUCACCGUGUUCGGUUUUACGGUGGUUGAAAGAACUGCUUUGCAAGUCGUACUUGGAAAUUAAUUUAAUCUGUAAUGUUUGCCAAGUUAUUCCAAAAACCCACUCAAUCCCAGCUCUCUUCCCAGGGGGAUCCGAGACAAAUCAUGGCCUCACCCGACUUUGCACCACGUGUUGUUGCUCACUAUGGUAUUCCGUCGACUGCAUCAAUUCUUGGUUAUGAUUCCAUCCAGCGGCUCUUGGCUGUAGGGACACUGGAUGGCCGGAUUAAAGUGGUCGGUGGUGACAACAUUGAAGCUCUUCUUAUAUCCCCAAAGGCCUUACCCUUUAAGAACCUAGAGUUCCUUCAAAACCAAGGUUUUCUAGUGAGUGUUUCAAAUGAAAAUGAAAUUCAGGUCUGGGAUCUGGAGAAGAGAUGUAUAUCCUCAAGUGUAAAGUGGGAGUCUAAUAUAACUGCAUUUUCUGUAAUUUCUGGUACCAAUUACAUGUAUGCUGGAGAUGAGUAUGGCUUUGUGUCCGUGCUCAAGUAUGAUUUUGAAGAAAGGAAUAUCCUCCAAUUACCAUAUCAUGUUCCUCCAAACCUUAUUGCUGAAGGAGCAGGGAUUUCAUUGCCUGAUCAUCCAUCCAUUGUCGGUGUGCUCUCCCAACCAUGUUCUUCUGGGAAUAGGAUGUUGAUUGCAUUUCAGGAUGGAUUGAUUAUUCUAUGGGAUGCUACUGAAGAUAAGGCUAUUCAUAUAAGAAGCAAUAAGGAUCUUCAACUGCAGAAGGGGACAGUUGUGAAUUUUGCAAAUAACGAGAGCCAGACUUGCCAAACUGAUAUAUUAGAAGAUGAAGAAGUAGAGAAGGAAAUAAGCUCUCUCUGUUGGGUAUCCUCUGAGGGAUCUGUGUUAGCUGUUGGCUAUGUAGAUGGAGAUAUUCUACUAUGGGAUCUGUCAGUUCCUGAGAAUGAUAAAGGUCAGAGGACUGAAAAGGCACAUGUAGAUGUUGUUAAGGUACAGAAAUCAUCGGGAGACAGGAGACUUCCUGUCAUUUUCCUCCGUUGGUCUUCCAACAAUGAACAUAGCUGUGGAGGUCAACUUUUUGCUUAUGGUGGUGAAGACAUUGGAUCUGAAGAAGUAUUAACGAUCCUCGAUCUUGAUUGGUCUUCUGGGUUGUCAAAAUUAAAGUGCAGUGAGCGAGUGGACCUCAGACUCGAUGGAUCUUUUGCAGAUGUUCUCGUGAUGCCAAAUGCUUACAAUGCAAAGAACAAUAAGGAAAAAUCAUUAUUUGUGCUGACCAACCCUGGACAGUUGCACUACUAUGCUUAUGUAUCUGUAUCUGCCUUAAAGCCCGAGCGAGGAAAAGAUCAUUCCGCACAUACGUUACAAUAUCAGUCAGUCAUACCCACUUUGGAACCGUAUAUGACUGUGGGAAAGCUCUUUGUGAUUGAUUCAGAGAGAAAUAAUCUUAAUGCACUUUCACAGCAUUAUUCAGAGAGCAUCCUAGCUGGCGAGGGGACAAAGUGGCCCAUCACAGGUGGUGUUCCUUAUCAAAAGGCUGCAACAUCAUGUUGUAAUAUCGAGAGAAUAUACAUAGGAGGUUAUCAAGAUGGAUCUGUUCGAAUUUGGGAUACCACAUUUCCAGUUGUGUCACUUGUUUCUACUUUGGGAUUUGAGGCAACGGAUUUUCAAGAGUUGGGAGGUAGUGUGGCGAUCUCUGCACUGGAUUUAUGUCAUGAUAAUUUAACUUUAGCUAUUGGCAACGAAUCUGGCACGAUUUUCCUUUGUAGGCUACAAGGAAACACAAAUCAACCAUCUGUUACCGUUGUAACUGAUACCAAACAAGAAGUUCACCAAUAUAAACCUGAAGAGAAAAGCCAUUGUGACAUCAUAUAUUCAAUACUUAACACCUGUGUUCGUGCCCUGCACUUUGCAACUUCUGGAGACAAACUCAUUGCAGGAUUUGAGUCUGGACAGGUGGCACUGUUUGAUAUUACUUCACCAUCAGUUUUAUUCGUCAUGGACUGUGACCCCAGCACAAAGUCACCUGUCAUAUCUUUGGCUGUUGAUAACUUGUGUUAUACUCAUGACAAAGAAUCAAAUGAUAUGGAUGCUGAAGCUGAAAAAGUACCUGGAACAGAGAUUGUAUUUGCCCUGACCAGAGAUGCACGCUUGAUCUUGAUAGAUAGCUCCAAUUGCAAUACAAUCAACUCACAGCCAAUUUGUCUGAAAGAAAAUUCAACCGCAAUAAGCAUGCAUUUAAUAGAAAACAAGCACUCUCUCGCUGAAGCAUGUGAAGUUGGUGAUGAAAACAGCAGCCUGAAUCGAAGCAUUUUAUCAGGAGUCAAAGAAGGAUCUCAGAUUUUACUAUGCUGUGAGGAAGAUGUGUUCUUGUACCCUUUAAAGUCUUUGAUUCAGGGGGAAAAUUCACUCAUUCAUGAAUUGAGACUCGAGCAACCAUGUUCGUGGGCAUCCACUUUCAAGAGAGAUGAAGAGAAACACGGCCUCAUAUUAGUAUAUCAAAAUGGAUAUAUUGAAAUAAGGUAUUUUCCAGAGCUUAAACCACUGGGAAGGACCUCAAUGACAUCGAUCCUAAGGUGGAACUUCAAAAACAACAUGGACAAAACUAUGAGCGCCUCCAAGAGAGGGCAGAUCACCGUGGUAAAUGGUUGCGAGUUUGCUUUUGUCUCCAUUUUAGCAUAUGAAAAUGAAUUCAGGAUUCCCGAGACAUUACCUUGCCUGCACGAUAAAGCUGUAGCUGCAGCUGCAGAUCCCGAUUUACACUUUGGUGUAAGCCAAAAGAAGCCACAGGGACAGAGUCAUUUGCCUGGAUUUUUUAGCAAUGUGAUCAAAGGGUUGAAAGGGCGCAAUGGCGAGCAGGAUUUGAAUUACAGCGAAGCCCGUGAAGCUGUAGCCACACAUCUGGAGAAGAUAUUCUCGAGGUUUCCAUUCUCAAGUUCAUAUGAUCUUGAUGACAUGGAACUCGAAAUAGAUGAUGUCAUAACCGAUGAUGCUGUAUUUGUUGAAGUCAAUGACCCCGUUCCUCCAUCAUCAUCCUCCUCACAAAAGAGUCACAGCGACACGAAAGAAAAGGAAGACGAGAGGGCGAGACUAUUUGAAGGCAGCUCCACUGAUGCCAAGCCGAAACUCCGCACACGCGAAGAAAUCAUCGCAAAAUACCGGGGCGGGGAUGCAGCGAGCGCAGCAGCUCAAGCAAGGGACAAGCUCCUCGAGCGCCAGGAGAAGCUCGAGAAACUGAGCAGAGACACGGAAGAGCUCCAGAGUGGCGCCGAGAACUUUGCGUCCCUGGCGCAGCAGAUCGCCAAGAACAUGGAGAAACGGAAAUGGUGGCAUCUUUAAUAUACAGCGGUUUGCAUUCAAUUUGUGUGUGUAUUUAGUUAUUCAUUUAUUUAUACAUGCUGUUUUAGGCAUUCGUAGCAAGCUCUUUCAAGAUUAGGAAUAGGAGAUUAGGAUAGUUUAUAAAUAAAUUUUUUGUCAUAUUUUGUAAUUUUUUAUUUUUUUAUUUUUAAAAAUUGUCUUGUACAUUUAUUUAUUUUCGUAUACAAUGUCAUAAAAACUUUGGAGUUGGUAAAAUCAAUUCUAAAAUAUGGCUGGUUGCCCAGAAUGGUUUGAA
Molecule: messenger RNA, 3611 nt
Organism: Andrographis paniculata
Lineage: Eukaryota; Viridiplantae; Streptophyta; Magnoliopsida; Lamiales; Acanthaceae
Exons: 24
Coding region: 77-3337 (1086 amino acids)
Biological process (GO): regulation of exocytosis
Cellular component (GO): cytoplasm; plasma membrane
Molecular function (GO): myosin II binding; GTPase activator activity; syntaxin binding
Source: RefSeq, a predicted model, not a curated record